CUGGAAUCCGCUAUUUUUGAAGUUCACAUUCGCUACUUUUUAAUCUUAAAUUCUGGCAACACUGCAAUCAAUUUGUUUUGUUUUGUUGUUUAUCAAUCCACAACAUUUAAAUGUGAAAAUUUUGACAGAAGUUUAUAGAACUAAUGGAUUCAAAAGAAUCUGUUCCCUCUACUUCCCAGCCCACUGAAGGAACAUCCGGAAAAUGGAGUACCCGUAAUAAACGUCUACAAAAAAAGAAAAUAUCCAUGGCUUAUUUGCUAAAAAUAAUUUGUUCUUCGCAAGAAUCGUGUAUUGAUUGGUUGAGGAAUAAAAGCCUCAUACCAAAAAUUAUGUUUUGUCCGAACUGUAAUAAAAAAAUGGAAUUUGAAGUACAAGAAACAUCCAUUGACAAUUACAUCUGGAUUUGCAAGGAAUGUAAAAUAGACCCACCUAGUUAUUCCACGCGCCAUGGUUCCUGGCUAGAAGAGAUAAAUGCUCCUUUGGUAGACAUCUUGCUUUUUGUAUACUUAUGGGUGAAUGGCUUUAAUGAAAUUCAAAUUGCUAAGGAAACUAAUCUGCCAAUGGAAACUGUUCGAAAUUGGGAUAAAACUUAUACUGAUAUGUGUGCAUCGCGUCUAGAAGAUGAGGAUGGAGAUGAUGACUAUAACAGCAAGACCAGCAGCAAGGACGCAUCAAUAAUUGCUUGGCGAAAAAAGAAUAAAUUCAAGGAUCCUUUCUUAGAGUUUUUAAAGGAUGCAGAUUCCUUGUAAAAUGUGAUGUUAAGUUUUGAAAAUAAACCUAUUUUUCGAUUGAACUUUUUUAUAAGUUUUAACUCAUGCCAUUUUACAGUGAUCGCCACAGAAUAGUGCUAAAAAAAAGAAGUUAAUCUUAUAUUUCCCCCUCCCUUCAUCAUAAUUGAUUUCUUAACAGCCCAGGGUGGGCCUUGGCCUUCUCAAGAAGUUUUUUGUAGACUAACCUUUUUCCUUCUAGUGUUUUUUUAGUUUUUAAGACCAAAAGGUUUUUCUCUAGGCGAUCUAUCCAUCUCAAAUUCGGCCUGCCUCUUUUUCGUGUGCCAACUAGCGUAUAACGUGUCUGGCAUUCAACACUCUUUUUGUGAUACGGUUUGUGUCCCUUCUGAUGGCCAGCCCCAUUUUAUUCUUUGUCGUUUAAUGAAGUAAAUAAUGUCAGGUCUAUUAUAUGAGUGAAAAAUUCUUCCAAAAAUACUUCUCCAGACAUUUCUCACAAAGGUACUCAACAUAGCCUCAUCCGUACAAGAAAGGGUCCAGGUGAUACGUUAAAAUCGAUCUUAAAAGAGGUUUAUAUAAUAAAACUUUUGUUUUUUCUAUGAAUUACAUUCGAUUUUAUGUAUUUUUGAAUUCCAUUAAAAACAUCUAUUGGCUGUA
This is a messenger RNA of Parasteatoda tepidariorum (common house spider), 1382 nucleotides long. The record is from RefSeq and is a predicted model, not a curated record. Lineage: Eukaryota; Metazoa; Arthropoda; Arachnida; Araneae; Theridiidae.